This is a messenger RNA of Saccostrea cuccullata (small rock oyster), 4088 nucleotides long. RefSeq lists its product as uncharacterized. The record is from RefSeq and is a predicted model, not a curated record. The coding region runs from base 225 to 4061 and encodes 1278 amino acids. NCBI's taxonomy places the organism in Eukaryota, Metazoa, Mollusca, Bivalvia, Ostreida, Ostreidae. The transcript has 3 exons.
AAUGUCUAACAUUUGAUUGGUGAAAUCAGAAGGUGACUCUGCAAUCUGAUUGGCUGACUGGAAGAAGACAUAAGAGGGACCCCCUGUCACAGUGGCUCAGUUUCCAGUCCACCUGUUAGAAGCAGGGUGACCCUUGACCUACAAAUAGCAGAGUGUUACUGGAAUUCGAUUGAAAACCUUUGAGUUAAGAAAAUACAGACAAAAGGUCUCACAGAUUAUCUGGAAUGGAGAGACAUCAUCACCACCACUCUCAGUCAUCCAGUCAUGAAGCCAUGGAAAUUGAUCUGGACAACAGUGCAAUCCAACCCAUCCAGCCUGUCCACAUCCGACUGCCCACCUAUAGCCGCCAGUCUAGCCCUUCUCCACUGAGAUUGUCCAGACGUAAUGCAGAGGAACAAUCACACUGUGGUACAUCACCUCUGAGGUCCUUGAGGGAUCGUGCUAGUAGGCCUUACCCUACAAGGAGGCAAGCUAAGAGAUCCAACCCACCCCAACUAGAGAUGCUGCAUAGAAGUGCCCCACAACUCACCACUGUCCAAUCAAAGACAAAGAAAUCAUCUAGUAGACCAGCACAAAAGACCUCCAUUCAACAGCCACAGCUUCCAUCACCAUAUGUUACCAGAUCCAGUGUUCAGCAUCCCUCUCCACUUGUGAACGUGCAAGAGAAAUCAAGAUAUCUGACAAGGUCUCAGGGGAAGCAGAGAAGGGAUGAGCAUUGUAUACUUCAUGGAAAGCUUGUUCUCAGGAAGGAAAAGCCCAAGGCUCCAAACUACCAGUCCACUCCUAAGAUACCAAGAUCUCAGCUGGUCAACAAACUUGUUUCUCAAGCAUCAGAUGCAAAACCGAAGCAGAGUCUUUCCAAACUACUUACCCAAUCCAAAUGCAGAACUCCCACUAGAAGCAAAAGCUCCUCCAACACAGCUGAUCUCUCCACUGGUGCUAAGAGAAGGAUUACAACAGACAACUCUCCAGCCAAGCACAAAAAAGGGAAAUCAAAUGCAACCAAAACUAAGCAUGGACCAAAGGAUGCAGACAGCAAGAAGACGAAGUCAGGUGGACUUAUGAGGAGGAUGAGAAGUUUAGCUUCCAGCAUCCAGCAGAGGUUCUCUAAGAAAAGAAAGCGAGGUCAGCAGGAUUUGGACACAGCAGACUCUUCAACUUGUGAUGUUCCACUUGAAGUUUAUCCUGGGAAGAAAACAGUACGUUUUGCAGGAACAACUGAACCAAUGGACACUUCAUUGCCUGUUAGCUGUUUUGGGAGUUACAAAGUAGAAAUAACAAAAAAGCCUGUCAAAACAGAUGGAAAACAAACCAAAGCCUUUCCAAGGAAAUCUGACCAGCCAGCUACAAAGAGCAGCUUCUCCAGGGCAAAGCUUUUGACAUCAACACAACAGAAGUCCACGUCAGCUAAACCCACUACCUCCUGCUGUGAAACCAAAGAACACACAACAGUUGCCAUUGUAUCUGCUUCUGUAGAGAAGUCCUCUCAAACCAGCACAGCUGCUUUAGUAUCCAGCAGACCUGUGUUUCCAGCUGCCAAAGUCAAGCCAACUCUACCUCAGUCAUCAACGAAAACAAAAUCUUCACCAGCACCAAAGACAGCACCAAAAGGAGUUAUAUCAGUGACCACCAACUUGAAGACCCCAAGCAAGACAGCAAUGAAACGAUCAAUUACCUACAAGAUACUGUCGCCUUCCCCAAUGAUUUCUCUUCCAAUUGCUACUUCCAAGACAUCAACAGAAGCACCAGGACCAUCACCAAAAGUACCAACAGAAAGAAAGGGGAAGCCACUGUCAAUUUCUUCACCACCAUCUCAGAAGUCAACAACAACCCUGCCAUCAAUGUCUUCAGAAGAGUGUGCAAAGUUCACAGCAGACACAUCGUGUUCAAAACAGAUUACAUCAACAUCAGCUAGAGGAGCCAUUUCUACACUACCUGAAAAUCCAGUAGUAUCUUCAUCAGAACUCCAAGUCCAAGACAUUUCUACCACAAAGCCACAAUCAGCAGGAAAUGUGACAGAAAAAUCACCUGAGAUGUCUUUGUCCACCUCAGCAUCACUGUUGACUUCCUCUUUGGAGAUGUUGCAACCAGUUCCAACUAUAGCAAGUGCAAAUACAUGUAUUUCAUCACAAACAACAUUAGCAUCAAAGCCAAUGCCUCCAGAGCUCCAUGCCUUGAACCUUGUGCCUUCACAAUCAUUGGAUUCAGCACCACCUGAUCAAGUGGAAUCUUUGAACAUUAGUCCAUGCCAUCACCCAAACACACUAGAUGCUUCAGUGCCUGUGUCUCAUUCUGCCUCGUCAUCAGAUAAUCACCAAGCAAAGUCACAUCUUCAUGAAACUGAUUCACCAGGAAAACAUCUAGCAAGGAAUCCAGUAAAUCAGUACCAGAUUGUAGACCAAUCAACCAAAUACCAGGCUAUCAAGGAGAUAGGAGCUGGCAUGAGUGUGACAGGUCUGCCACAGAUAACCACUCAGCUCCCUGUUUUUUCAUCAGCACCAGCCAUGUUUACUUCUCAGCAGAUGACAGUGAGAAAUGGGCAGAAUGUUGAUCCAGUCUUCAGGGGCCUGUUUACUCAAGCAGCGUCAACUUCAGUAUUACAUCCUGUAUCCUCCUCUUUACCCUCAAUGGUUGCAUCUUGUCACACGAACAACUUCAUGGCUGGGACACACACCAAUGGAAUCAUGCCUUCAGCUUUAUCACAGAGGAUGACGUACACAACUCCAGCUCAAAAUGUGCCGUCUAUCAUGCCUGAACCACCACUCAACAAACCAUCAUGUCUCUAUGAGGGUGCAGAGUUCGCUAGGCUUAAUCCAUCCAUGACUAUUCAGGAACUGACCAAGCCACUGUCCGUCAUGAUCCCAGACUACAAUCCCACGUAUGGAAUGAACAACUACUACUCCUCAAUCUACAAACACUAUGGUACCUUCCACAGUAGCUACAUCCAAUAUGGAACUGCUAACCCAGUGAUGACACAAACAGCACUGCCGAGGUUUCAUCAAGAUCAGCCAAAUAUUUCAACAUGGUAUUCCAAUCUACAGGCAUGUCCAGAGGACUUGUUAAUGCAAAGAAAGGUUCCCAAGGAAAGGGCUUUUGGAUCUCCAGAUCUUAUGUGCCACGAAACCUUUGAUGACACCAAUGAAGUAUGCCAGACCUCAAGAAAAGAGUUGAUGACACAGACUGCUUUAUCUAUACCAAGUGAGACCAGUCUUCCUGUGUUGUCAUUGGUGGACCUUGUUGAUGGCGGUAUACCAAUGUCCACCUGUUCCAACAAAGACUCUUCUCAGGAAACCAGUGGUAUCGUUAAAGAAUGGGGUGCCUCCUGCCAGGUUGAUUCAUCCAAGGAUCAGACUUUGUCACCUUCGUGUAGUCAACCUUCAGUCUCACUAUUCCAGUGGAACCCAGUUCAGCAUGGAACCAAGACAAAAUUGGUGAUUCCCAGUAUUAGCAGCAACCAAACUGAGACCAGCCUUAACACAGACAUGUGCUCAAUAGAGGAAUUAAUACAAGUGCCAAAGUCAAAGAAAAGACUCUUCCCUGAUGAUGCUACUUGGCCGGAAGGGAAAAGGCAGCGGACGUCACCCAAAAAGCUUCCACAAUCAUCUCCUGUAAAAAGGGCCCCUAGUCCUCAGCCGGCCUGGACAGAGAAUUGUUCUGAUUGUAUCCGAGUAGAGAGAAUCCUAGGGGACAGACCAUACACUCUUCUGAACAAUGUCAAUGGUCCAGUGUUUUCCAGCAAAUCCACCAAAGAAAUCAUCCAUGAGUACUUUGAUUCUCGAACCUUCUAUCGGUCCAGAGGAAAGCCACACUUAGUCACACGAGAUCUUGUAUGGCGUCUCUUCAGUGUUUUGGAACUGUACGGAAACCGCUUCAGCACUCUGGAUUCUUCUACCACUGACGCCAUUCAUCUGAGUGUUCUGGACAAAACCCAGUGUAGUGAACAGAUGUGGAGAAGAAAAUGCAUCUCUUUUGUCAACCGCUCCAUCCAGCAAUUCUUCCGUGUUCACUUUCGCAGGUUUGAGCCCUAUCUCAAACACCGGUGUGAUCCUAGUUUGUGCUAAAAACCAGAAGUGACAGUGUUUGAGUCA